AGGCGGCUCCCAGUCACUCGGCUUGUCUUGUUUUACAGCCUCAGUCCCUGGCUCCUGUCGCUCCACCGGACCAAUAGGCACCAGAACGAGACGGAGCCUCUUCGCCACAAGGACUUAUUCUGCUACCAAACCCCAACAAGUUUGUGGAAGAACAGGGCUCGGUGGACAUGCUGCCGGAGUCUCUCUGGAUGUCUGCUAUCCUUUGUAUCUGUCAAGUCGAUGGGACAUAUGGAUUCUACAGACAGCACAACAAUAUCUGUGACAAUUUGGAUUGGUCAUACACCGGUCACUUAAAUCAGAAUAACUGGGUGAAGAAAUAUCCAAUUUGCUCCGGUCCUAAACAAUCCCCCAUCAAUAUAGAAGAUGGUUUUACUCAAGUCAACAUGAAUUUCCGAAAACUACUGUUUGAAGGCUGGGAACGUAAAUCCAGUGGAAAUACAGUCAUUCACAACAAUGGGAAAACAGUGGAAAUGAAUUUGACAGAUGAAUAUUACAUCAGUGGUGGUGGCAUGAAGUCCAGGUAUAAAGCAGGCAAGAUAAUGUUCCACUGGGGCAAGUGUAAUGCAACAGAUGGAUCAGAACAUAAAAUAGAUGGACAAAAAUUUCCGUUGGAGAUGCAGAUCUUCUGCUUUGAGUCAAAUCUUUUUGAAAGCUUUGAGGAGGCGGUGCAAGGACAAGGCAGUCUCAAAGUUCUAUCUGUCUUAUUUGAGAUUGGUCCAGAGGAUAAUAUGGAUUAUGAAAAUGUCAUACGUGGUGUGGAAACAGUUAGUCGAUGUGGAAAACAGGCUCUGGUGGAACCAUUCAUUUUACUGAAUCUUCUUCCAAAUUCCACGGAUAAAUAUUACAGUUAUAACGGCUCCCUUACUACACCUCCCUGUACAGAAACUGUCCAAUGGAUUGUUUUUAAAGAAACUGUUCCCAUUUCUGAAAUUCAGCUGGCAGUUUUCUGUGAGGUGCUGACCAUGCAAAAGUCUGGCUACGCUAUGUUAAUCGAUUACCUCCAGAACAACUAUAGGGAGCAGCAGUACCAGUUCAUUGGACAGGUCUUCUCCUCCUAUUCAGGCACAGAAGAGAUUCAUGAACCAGUUUGCAGCUCAGAACCUGAAGGUCUCCAAGCCGACCCAAGGUAUAAUGCCUCUUUACUUGUUCUGUGGCAAAGACCGAGAGUGGUUUAUAGUGCUGUCCUGGAGAGAUAUGCAGUGUUCCAUCAGCAAUUGGAUGGAGAAGACCAGACCAAACACCAGUUCCUGACAGAUGGGGAUCAAGACAUGGGAGCCAUUCUCAGAAAUUUAUUGCCAAACACAAGUUAUGUUGUCCAAGUGGUUGCUAUAUGCUCCGAUGGUUUGCGCGGAAAGUACAGUGACCGACUAAUUGUGGACAUGCCUAUGGAAUUUGAAGACCCAGAUUUUGGUGCCCUUUUCAAUUUUAAUGACACAUUUGAUGAUGCAGAGCCAACAGAAAGUAAUCCAGAGCAAUCAGGACCAAUUUUACUUGAAGCUCACACAACGUCAGUAUUUAAUCACAAAUGGAAUGAGAAGAGUGUGGAAGCUGAAAAUGAGAAAUCCAUAUCUAUCAAAGACAAAGAACAGAACGCAAAUGCUGUUUCUAAUGAAAAGUAUUUUGUCAAGGGAAAUGAGGAAAUAACCACAAAGGUUGCCAUCCCUGAUAUUCUUUAUACCCCCUCCUUCACUGCGGUCGAAACAAUAUCCAAGGAGAUACGUACUGCACUGCCCCACGAAACCAUGAUCUCUUCCAUAGCUGAGGACUCGGAUGAUUCUUCAGCAGUGGGACCCCUGGAACUGAAUGAAAUUUUCACCAUCACCCACCAAGCAAGAAUUCCAGUCACAUCCAAAGAAACCCCACACUUCAGUACAGCGACAGAAUCUGACAAUAUACUCAAUGUACCCACCAUUGGUACCAGAAAUAUUCCUCAGGCUGUAACGCCUGAAGAUGGCCUCACAAGUAAUUCAACUCCCAAUUUGUUGCCUGAAACAAUGAUUGUUAUACCUCGGAUGGAUUCUGGUAAAGAACAAAUGACAUCAACCAGUGAAAGAAUUAGUUCCCAAGAGCUGAACACGGUUCCUGAUUCUGUCACUUCUGCAGCGACAGUCCACCCAGAUAUGGUAACCUCUUCCACCAGCAAUGUACUUGCGUCUCGUGAGAUGUUUUCUGAAACUCUUCUUCCUCCUGACCAAGAGAUAUACCUUCGUAGUACUCCAGAUUCCAUUGACAAAUUAAAUAUCUUGCGUAAAGAGAAGGAAAUCCAAGCUACCUCUCCUUACUCUACUGGUGAGAUGGUGUUUCAAACUACCACUGUGCCCUCAAACAGCAAAGUGUCCUUUCACGCUACCUCUGCUUAUACCCAUGAUGAAGUACUGCUGCAGCCUACUCCCUCCUUAUUCAGUGCAUCUUUUUAUCAAUCUUCUGCUUCUGCUGAUAGUGAAGUGUUUUUUCAAAUGACAAGUCCUUUAUCGACUGACUCAAUGUCUCUGUAUGUGACCUUUGAUUCCCCUGCUAGUGAGACAUUUCCUCCUUCUGCCCAUAUUUUUCCUAGUAGUCAAAUGUUGCUUCAAGCUACUUCUGUUGCUUUUUAUGAUGAAGUGGGACUGUCUGGUUCAUCUCUACCAGCCAAUAUUGAUGCUGAAGCUACCCUUCCUUUAGCUAGCAAUGUGGUGUCUCUUCAUACUACCCCUGCUUCCUCCUCUACUGAGAAACUCCCUUAUGACCUUCAGACCUCCUCUGAAAUUCCAGCAUUACUCAGUGUGACUUCUGCUGCAUCUAGCAGUGAGCUGGUGCUGCACACCUCUGUUGGUGACCUGUUGUUUGAAUCUGCCCUUCCUUUACCCAGUGGUGUGAUGUCUCUUCAAACUUACCCUAGUUCUAAAGAGAAUGAGAUAUUUCUUCAUGUUACUCCUGCUCUUUCCGACAGUCUGAUGUUGCCUUUGACUCCACCUGUUGUUCCCAGUGAUGAGACUUUGAAUGUUACUUCUGCACCCAUUGUUGCAGACACGUUGCUUCAAGUGAUCCCUACUUCCUAUGAAAGCAAAAUGUCUUCGUAUGCUUCUCCUGUUUUUCCCAACAGUCAAAUAUCAACUGCAGCUGCUCCUGCUUUAUCCACUAAUGAAUUAUCCCUGCAAGCUACUGUUAGUGUCUUUGAUAGUACAAGAUCAUUGAGUGAUACCGAAACUUUGAGGAAAAAUGAGACAAUGCUUUAUGUUUCCCUCAUGCCUUCCAGUGAUAAUGCACUCUCUUAUGUUUCCUCUACUGUUUCCAAUAACCAGUUUUCUGUUCCUACUAGCCUGCCUUUAUCGUUUGAUGAUGCAAUGCACAUUUCUAUUCCAGCGACAACUCCCAGCAGUGAGCUAACCAUGCAAGGUUCUGCUGCUCCCUUGCCAUCUCCUUCAGUGCCUUCCUCUGUCACAUUGCUGAGUGAAAGUCAGGAUGGUGAACUGUGGUCUUCUGGUUCAGAAAUUGAUUUGUCAGAGGCAGAUGGUAGUGUACCAACAACAUUUUACCCCAGAUCUGAGGAAGAAAGUCACUUAAAUGGGCAGAUAUUCAGCACUACAAAGGAGCAGACUAGUCAGUAUCCCCAAAUCCUAUCAGGAUCACCUGCAUCUUCUGAAGAAAACUCAUUCAUCACUACUUUUAACUUCAAUUUAACAGAUUCAUAUGUGGACAGAAAUCAUUACAUGGCAACAAUACUGACACCAAAAGUAUCCACUGGAAAUCACAAAAGACCAACAAUAAUAGGAAGACAUAAUUGGACCACAACAGUAACUACGAAACCAUCCCCAUCAUACUCUAGGACUAGUACCUUCCUGACCACUGAAGAGGAGAGUGGUUCUGGCCAGAGUGCAUCUGAUAGUCUAACUGUUAAUGAAACUUCAGUGGUGUUAAGUUCCCUCAAGUAUAAUUAUAGAGCAUUAGACAGUACACCAGGCACAGGUAAAGCAGCAGAACAAAGGACGUCACUGCCUUCAGCUCCAUCUGUAACUAGUGGGCUUGAAACAACUUUAUUCGACAUUUAUGAGGCAGAGGCCAGUAACAGCAGCCAUGAGUCCCGUAUAGGUUUGGCAGUUGGGUUAGAGACAGAAAAAAAGGCAAUUAUCCCUCUUGUGGUGGUAUCAGCUCUCACCUUCCUAUGUUUGAUGCUGCUGGUAGCUAUCCUUAUAUACUGGAGGAGGUUUUUGUUUGUUGCAGUUGACCAUAGCAGAGUUAAACUAGCCCCACUUGUGGAAAAAGACUCCAAGCACAGUGAUUAUAUCAAUGCAAAUUACAUCGAUGGCUAUGACAGACAGAAAGCCUAUAUAGCAGCUCAAGGGCCACUUAAAUCUACAGCUGCAGAUUUCUGGCGGAUGAUAUGGGAACACAAUGUGGGAGUUAUUGUUAUGAUUACCAACCUGGUAGAAAAAGGAAGGAGGAAAUGUGAUCAGUACUGGCCAUCAGAAAACAGUGAAGAAUAUGGAAACAUUCUGGUCUCACUGAGGAACACAAAAGUAUUGUCCUAUUAUACUGUUAGACAGUUUUCUAUUCGGAACACAAAGUUUAAGAAGGGAUCCCAGAAAGGAAGGCAGAAUGAUCAUACAGUAACUCAAUAUCAUUACACUCAAUGGCCUGAUAUGGGUGUUCCCGAGUAUGCUCUUCCUGUCUUAACAUUUAUACGACAUUCGGCGGCUGCUAAGACUAAUCUUAUGGGACCUGUCAUAGUUCAUUGCAGUGCUGGUGUUGGAAGGACAGGCACAUACAUUGUAAUAGACAGCAUGCUACAACAAAUCAAGCACAAAGGCACUGUAAAUGUGCUGGGAUUUCUCAAACACAUCAGAACACAAAGAAACUACUUAGUACAAACUGAGGAGCAGUACAUCUUCAUUCAUGAUGUCCUGGUGGAGGCCAUCUUUAAUAAGGAUACAGAAGUUCCAGCCAGUCAUUUAUAUGCCUAUGUCAAUGCUCUUCUGACACCAGGACCCUCAGGGAAAAUGAAUCUAGAGAAGCAAUUCAAGUUGGUAAGCCAGCCUCAUGCUAAGCAAUGUGAUUACUCUGCAGCACUGAAGCAGUGCAAUAGAGACAAGAACAGAAAUUCCUCUAUCAUUCCCGUGGAGAGAUCAAGAGUUGGACUCUCAACCUCAGCCACAGAGGGCUCUGAUUACAUCAAUGCUUCUUACAUUUCGGGAUUUCAUCAAAGUAAUGAGUUCAUUAUAACUCAACAUCCACUGCCACAUACCACAAAGGACUUUUGGAAAAUGAUAUGGGACUACAACGCUCAAAUAAUUGUCAUGCUGUCAGAUAACCAAGUGCUGACUGAGAAUGAAUCUGUGUACUGGCCAAGGAAGGAGGAGCCAAUGAAUUGUGAAACGUUUACAGUGAGCCUGAUCAACCAGAGCCAUCUUUGUCUUUCCAACGAGGAGCAGCUCAUCAUCCAGGAUUUCAUUCUUGAAGCAACACAGGAUGACUAUGUGCUUGAAGUGAGGCACUAUCAGUCUCCAAAAUGGCCAAAUCCAGACGGGCCUAUAAGAAAAACCUUUGAGCUCCUCAACAUGAUACGAGAAGAAGCUGCUACAAGGGAUGGGCCAACUGUUGUCCAUGACGAACAUGGAGGAAUAACAGCUGGUACCUUCUGUGCUUUGACUAAUCUAAUGCAUCAACUGGAAAGUGAAGAUUCAGUGGAUGUUUAUCAAGUGGCUAAAAUGAUUAAUUUAAUGAGGCCCGGUAUCUUCACCGAUAUUGAUCAGUACCAGUUUUUGUACAAAGCUGUCCUCAGCCUAGUCAGUACAAGAGAAGAUGAAAACCCUGCAGCUACAUUGGAAACCAAUGGCAUGGCCAUGUCUGCCAAUGACUGUAAUGGAGCAGAAAGCAUGGAGUCUCUGGUGUAACAGUGCAAGGAAUAUCAUCACCAGCAGAGGCAAACAAAAAAGAAACAAAAUCCUAUUUAAGAUCCUGUUAACUAUACAGGUAUCCAUUGCAAAAUCCUGGUAUCCACUUUGUGUCACUAAUGAACACCGACUGGUGGGUGACUUUUACAUAAAAGAAAAAUUGUUAGCAGAAAUCGUUUGUGCAGUGUGUGAAUGUUUCAUUUGCAUCACGCUGGCCCGACUGAUGUUCGCUGUAGUUGCAUUUUCAGCAUGUUCAGUGUCAAGUUCCAUGGUCUGCUUCCAGUCUGUAACAAUUUAAGUGGGUGGGGGGGUGGGGGGGUGAAGAGAGAGGGGAUUGGGGGGCAUCCAUGACAGUGUCUUCUAAAGAAGUUUCUGGAAGAGAAUAUUGAAUGCAACAUCAAUGGUUACUAGAGUGCUGCUGCCCAAGACUUGUUUCUCUAUUUUCUACAAUAUCAACACCAUUUAAAAGACCAACAUUCAGCAGUGCUCAAGCAGUGUACUGUAUGUACAGAAUGAAAUAGCAGUGUUGAUUAAGUCUGGAUAAUAUGGAUAUCAUAUUGUUAAAGAAAGAAAAUUAAUCUUCUAAUACAUAAUGUAAAUAGUAGAACAAUGAACCUGUCCAUGGACCAAAUCUCUAUUUAUAAUUCUAGAUUUUUAUAUUUUACUACAGAGUCUUUUCUAGUCUUUUUUGAUGUUCUGACUACAUGGUCGUUGUAGAUGGCAAUUUAUUAAUGUUUAAACAUGUCUCUAAUUCAGCUUUGGUUCUAAAUCU
Molecule: messenger RNA, 6642 nt
Organism: Rhincodon typus (whale shark)
Lineage: Eukaryota; Metazoa; Chordata; Chondrichthyes; Orectolobiformes; Rhincodontidae
Product: receptor-type tyrosine-protein phosphatase zeta-like
Exons: 26
Coding region: 168-5870 (1900 amino acids)
Biological process (GO): peptidyl-tyrosine dephosphorylation
Molecular function (GO): protein binding; protein tyrosine phosphatase activity
Source: RefSeq, a predicted model, not a curated record